Molecule: messenger RNA, 5924 nt
Organism: Lineus longissimus
Lineage: Eukaryota; Metazoa; Nemertea; Pilidiophora; Heteronemertea; Lineidae
Product: tigger transposable element-derived protein 2-like
Exons: 4
Coding region: 4631-5650 (339 amino acids)
Cellular component (GO): nucleus
Molecular function (GO): DNA binding
Source: RefSeq, a predicted model, not a curated record
UACGAAAUCUCAUGCGAAUUCAAGUGAUGAGAAUGACAUAUAUACUGGAAUAGUACGGCUAGUACGGAGUUUCGCAUUGAGUUUCGGCGCGUGUCGACAUUGAUCAGUAUUUGCGUUUGGGAGCAGUUAUUAUCGUUCGACUUUGCAAAGCUCGGAUAUAGAGUUACCUAGUCUUACACUAGGCGAGACAACUUGCGUCUCUACUCGACUAAUGCAUGCCCGCCCAGCUCGAAUCCGUUCUCCUACGUUCCAAAUCGUUCCCUGCUUUCGUAGGCUACGACCCGCUAACAUCAGGCUCUUUUGAUUGUCACGCUAGCUGAAACAAAGUUGGAAAAUCAUCAAACACGUUCAGAAAAAUAGUUUACUGAUGAACCAGAAGAAGAACAAACAUACUGCAAUAAAAAGCCGCCCAUUCCUUUAAGGAAUGCGUGCUUCUUCGUUCGGUGCAAAUAGUACGUCGCAUGGGCUAAAUCAACAUUGUAUCAGAUUUACUGUGGUGCUGUCAUCUACCAUACUAUUGAGUAGUUCGCUACAUUUUCCGACCAGGUUAAACAUAUCAAGGGAUGUUAUAUCAUCAAUACCGAUUCCCGGGUUCUCUCCGGUUUCAAACGCACGCAUAGCAGCGGUCAACUACUCUCGUUUGAGGAUAGAUCAUGUCUGGCGCGGCUGGUGGUAGUCGAUCACAAUUCAAAAAAGUUGUCUUCGAUUGGAGUGUAAUCCAACCGGAUUUAGGAGCCCAAUAUGUUACUUCACUAUUGGCCUGUGCUAUCCUUUGUAUUCACCCAGACUGCUCAACACUAACUGUUCUGCUCGACGAUGCGCGCUUUAUCUGCCAGAUGAGUAGAAAGAAGGGAACGUGCAUGGAGAAGGAGGAGGCUUUUAUGAAUCCAGGUUCAAGGAUGUAUCAGAAAAAGGAAAUAUACACGACAGUAUAUAAAGGUUAUGCUAGGGUGCCAUUUUUACCCAAAUUUACUGUCAAUAAAGGUGAUAGCUGGCAUUUUAAUCAGCAAUAUGGCAGAAUACUGAUGCUAAAGACGCCGAAAAAUACACCAUACCACCAUGUUCUGGUUUACAAUAUGACUGAUGAAUAUUUUCGACAAGUGUACAGAACUAAGUUCUAUAAGCAUGUGUCUGCUUGGAAUCCUUUGCUUGACUACAAGCAGUUUACUGCAUUCUUUUACGGACCUAAAGGGCAGAGGGGACGGUUUAUUUUCUAUGAUAUUACGAAAGGCAUUUUUCUGGGAACACUUGUCGCUCCAAAAACAGAAAGUUGUUACACUGUUGGAUCGACCAUACGAGCUCAAAUAGGAUUUCAGGAGAAGGUGGUAGUCUCGUGUAAUUUUAAAGGUCGUACAAAAGCAACGUUUUACAACACAAAAAGAGUUAAUAAUAAAAAUGGGAGUUUUCAACUUAUCCUUUAUAAAGGCGUUUCUCUGCCUAUCAAUGUAUCACCUCGUCUUAUGAUAAUUAGUAGAGAUGUCUACACCAUUCAGGUCAUUAACAGACGGGUACAUAUGGUUGUAUAUCAGAAAGAAGACAUAAGCAAUCCUAUCGUUUAUUUGAUUAAACAAACACGUUUUACACGAUACUGCCGAGUUUCGUCAAGUUUUUCAUUAGAACCACACUUCCGUAUAUUUUUUCAACUGUGUUUUCCUGGACCACAUGGCAAUGCGAUGGAGAGGACCUUUGUUCCACGAAACGGACUGUUAAGGAACGGGUCCGGUAAAAUAGUAUUUUCUGAAAUGACUCCGUCUUUUCAUCCUCUAAACAAUGACGGUGACAGCAAACAUUUUAGAUUCAGCCCACUGGAUGGUUCCUUAAUUCAAUUUAUACGGUCUCCAAGAAAAUCAACUGAGUCGACAGAAUGUCUCGUGUCAGCUUUUAUAUAUAAAAGACAGCAGUACCACUGACUCUACAGGGUGGCCCAGAAACGUUUUCCUUCACACAAUGGAUACACAAUAGAAUUCUAUUGUGCAAGGGAAACGUUUUACCCCAGAAGAUAGCUAUUUUGUCUUAAGCGUGUUAAGUGGUGCAAAUAAGAUUGGGAUUUUUGGAAUCAGGACCCCUUUCUACAACAAAUAGGCCGGUCAAAAUCUCCUUACCUAAAAUGUUGAUCAAAAACAAAGGGUUAAAAUGGCUAUUUUGUCUUGAGUGGUGCAAAUAGGACUGCUGUUCUUGGAAUCAGCACCCCUUUUUACAUGGCAAAGUAAUCUUACCUAAAAUUCUGAUUAAAGGCCUCUAUCUCCUGGUUGGAUGGAGUAUUUUCUCGGCCAUGUAUAGUCUAAACGGUGAAAUAUCCCUGUUGUUGAAGUUGGCGAAUUUGCUCAUUUUCAGUUGGCACUAAACUAAGUAUCGCGCUUUCUACCGAAAUUUAGUGGUUGAUGCAUCAUAGAUAAAAAAAUGCCUUUUUCAAAUUCAGUUUUGGCAGAAAUUUUUCUCGUUAAUAAGUGUCUUACGAUGUGUGAGGCAUUCGACCAUUUGCUUACUCGUAGACGGCUUCAUUAGGUCUAGUUCGUCCACAAGAUGCCCAAUAUUAUCUAAUCAAAUGGUGCAACACGAGGGUACAACGUUCUUUGGGGAUUUUUUCAGAUAAAAAGAUACACGCAACAAAAUCAUUUUGAAUAAAUUUCAUUUUUUUCAUAGGCGAUUAGCAUUCUUAAAUAUCGUUUAGUUCAAUUCCUGCCUUUCUUACCACCAAUAAAAACGGAAAGGAAUAGUUUUGUAGUCGAAAUGCAUGCCACAUUUCCUUUGCUUUUGGUAAGCUAUCAUGAACAGCCUGUACCUUGGAAACGAUUAAUUUUCUAUAGAACCGAUGUUACUUUUCGCCACCAUGGUCAAAGCUCGCGGGUAAGAUAUAAUAUGUCUUACUAUGAUGGGCCAGGCAGGCAUUAUGUCAAAAUUAUCUCCAAGUAUAUAAUUUCGUUACGUCUCAAGAAGUCAAAGGCUAUCUCUGGUUAUGGAAAGAUAUACGAUUUUACGACAGGCAGACAUGUUGGACGUCUCAUAAUUCCAGCUAAAGAGAAGGAAAUAUGUAGGAUUGCAUUCAGCGUUGAUCUGGCUACAAUCGCUUAUUUUGGGAAGAUUUAUUCAAGAAAAUUGUGGCGGCUGACUUUGUAUAAUGUACAGUGGGAAUUCAAGAAUAACGAAUGGAUAUGUACAAUGUUACAUAAUUACACUGUCUACAACUACCUUCCUUUGAUUAGAGGAGCAAAGCUAAUCCGCAGUGAACUGCUACCUUUAUUUGAAUAUGGCGCUGCUUUUCUCUUGGGACAUCCAGAUUCUCUAAAGUUUAUGUUUUUUCCUGAUAUACGCAUUAAAACAGCACUGCAGAAGUAUCACACGCUGUUAAUAAAAGGCCACCCGAUACAUCUAUGGACGAAUUACAAAAGUCGAAUAUUCCUUUAUCGUUUUGAAUUAACUCAGUCAUAUAUAAGCAUUGUCGAAUUGCUUUUAUGUUUGUCAAGAACCAACUCGAUUCUGAAUGAAAAGGGCGAGUAUGUGGUAAUUCGACGUAAUGUUGAAAUUCAAAGGUCGAUGGCAGUGGAUAGGAAACGAUUUGUUCGACAUAUGGUAUGGGUUGACCAACAGUGGAGCAUAUGUCAAAUAUACUAUCAGACGUCUGAUGGGCACCAUGUGUAUAAGGGAAUUAAUGUCUACAGUAGAACCGAUAAUUUGGAGGGUAAAGCAUAGAUCACGUUAGUUCACUAAAGCAUCGCAAAAUAUUCACGUUAAAUCAGACUACCAACCUUGCCAACUAAACCUUCGAAUCUCCAUGAAGUUCAAAUAAGGAUCCAGUUCAUGUAAAUGUGUGGAUUUAUUGGACCUCUCAAAGUUGAUCGAGUGCUGAUGCAUUCGCCAUAACACGCUAAGCUGGACGUUGAUUGUUGAUCUUUUAUUAAUCUGUAUAUUAAUACUAGAACUUGUAUAAGUAUCUUUAUGUCUACCACCGCCUUAACCGCUGGAUGGAAUAUCCUAUUUUUUAGUAUGUGCAUGUAGAUUCUACCCGUUAAGCCAUUCAGCUAACUCUCCAUACUGUAUACGUUGCAUUUGCUGGCCACCACAAGAAGACCAGAAUAGGCCUAUAUUACUCCUUAUACGUGUUUAAGGCCACGAGGAGAGUUCCAUUUGUCACCAUUCACUGAAAUGUUGUAUAAUAAUUUUGGAAGCUACGGAUUGCCCUGUCAGCAGUCUGCUGGCACACUGACAUUAACUGUCAAUGAAAGUUAGGCCUUUGAAAACAAUCUUAUGCAAUAUUGAUUAGCAAGAUGUUGAGGCCAAGGCAGUUGAUGUUGUCAGCAUGCUUGUAAGGACAAUUCUUUUUCUCCUGAUUUUGCACCGUCUUUGGUGCAAGGACAAUGGGAAUGGAGCUGAGGAGGACCGUAAUGAAAAUGAUGCUGUUGGUGAUAAUGAAAACGUCGUAAUUCCUCGCAGACUGAACGCUUAAUCAUUAGAUAUUCGUAUCAGGCGACUUGAUGAGUACCAUGAGCUGAACAUUGCAAGGCCAAAUGGGAUUACUCCUUCAGAAUAUGGACAGCUACGUGGCAUUCCCCGAAGGACCAUUGCGCGAUGGAUACAGGAAGAGGAUGAAUUGCGCGAGAGACACCGAGAAUCCACAUACAGAUUGCGACAGAUGCAAAGGCUAAGGCAACAUGGAAUUGAUGGCACAGGUAGAUGGCCAGAGGUAGAGAGACUCUUAAAUGAUUGGUUCCUACAGCGUCGAGAACAUGGUCUUCCAAUAGCUGGGAGUAACCUGAUGUUCCAGGGUGAACGGUUCUUCAAUAUUUGGUGGCACGAUCUUCCUGAGGAACAGAGAGAACAUUGGAUGGAACUGCACCCUCAUCUCAUACCAUUUUCAGCAUCAAGUGGAUGGUUACAAGGUUUCUUGACUCGUCAUGGUAUUAGCUACAGGAAGACUUGCAAAGACUCUACAUCAAUACCGCUCAAUGCUGCAGAGUUGGUAACGGCAUUUCAAAAUGAGGUCCGAAACAUUAUCAAUGAUAAUGGAAUACAGAUUAUCGUCAACAUGGAUGAAACUUUUGUUCUUUGGGACAUCGCACCCACGUACACGUACUCUUUGAAAGGUUUGAAACAAGUGGACAUACGAACUUCGCGAGGAAAUGCAAAAUUAGGGUGUACGGUGACUUUAGCAAUGACUGCGUGUGGGAGAAAACUCCCUGCAAGUAUAAUUUUCAAGGGUCUGCGCGAUGAUGGUCCAGAAAUCGCUCGACUUCGGGCAACUGCCCCCAAUGGUGUGCGGGUAACGGGCUCGCAAACAGGCUGGGCAAGUUGGCAGACACUGAUUGCUUGGGUAAAUGAUUGCCUCAUACCGUUUGUGGGAGACAACUUUCCAUUCCUCCUAAUUUGGGACAUGUUCCCAGCGCACCGGCAUCAACAAGUGCGUGACCAUGUAGAGGACACUCCCGGGUUCAUAGGGCUGAUACCAGGGAGAUGUACCUCACUGGUACAACCUUUGGAUCUGACCAUCAUCCGCAGCUUCAAAUGUACAAUGAGACGCCUAUGGAAGGAGUGGAAAAUUGAGAACAAUGACAUUCAUGGUCGUUCCCCACAAAUCACCAGGGAUGCUGUAAUUCAGAUGGUAUCAACUGCCUGGGAGAGAAUUGCCCCAGAAGCAAUCAAUACAGCAUGGUGAGUGAGUGGGCUUGAAGGCAAUCAAGAAAAUCCGCCUCAUCAAAAUGAUGAGGUACACUUUGAAGUUGAUGCUGAUAAUCCCGAAGAUGAUCUUCAUUUUCUUGAAGAUUUAGAUGAGUGAGAUUGAUAGGGUAAUGCUCUCCAAUAAAGCCCCGUGUGUUCAAAUCAAUGUGUUAUUAUGUCAGUUUUUCCCACAGGCCUAGGCCUAAUUCCCUGAACAAUGCAGUUGAUCUAUGAAGGCCUAAAACAUGUAUAAGGAGUAAUAUAGGCCUAUU